GAGGAGGCACUUUUCUUCCGACAGAGGCUGAAGAUUUUAUUUCUCCAUAAAUGCACGAAGCUCAAGAACAGUCGCCAGCAGAUAAUGGACGAAAAGCAUGAUUUCGUGGAGGUGGACCCUAAUAUUCCUGAAGAGGGACCAUCAGCGCCCCCUCCUGGAUGGUUGGACAACAUUGCAGGUUACGAAGGCUCCAACCCAGGAGGAACUCCUGAUGGGAAUUACCAUCCCCCACCGCCCCCAUAUUCGCCCCCAGACAGCGACCAGAACGCCCGCGUCCUCAAUGUGAGGGAGCCAACUGUGUCAGAGGAUGUGGCCCGUGAAGCCCUUCUGCAGUUUGUGGAGAAGAAAUGGACCUACAGCAGCAAGCCAGCCAAAAACCUGGUCUUCAAGGACCUCAAGCCAAUCACAGUUUACCGGUACCGCUUGGAAACCUACACAGAGGCCAGAUCAAGCUCCUGGGAAUCAGAGCCCUUUACUGGCCAGCAGGUGGACGGGCCUGAGAACGGUAUGAGCCCAGCACCAUGGGAGGUUCCAGUGCAGUACCCUCAGAAAUUCACAGACAUGUGCAUCAAAGUCAGAGUGCCCCACUCCUGUUCUGUUAAGGGGUGCUAUGGAUGUCAGUGUACAGGGAGUGUGCGUUGUGGACGGUGCCAUUCUAGAGGACGUGUGCGUUGUAUGCAUUGUCAUGGCAGUGGACACACUCGCACAGGCAAAGACCGAAGGAGGUGUAUUUCAUGCCACGGUCGUGGAAUGAAAAGAUGUAUUCAGUGUCAUGGUCGGGGUUUUAAAACCUGCUCGACCUGCAAUGGGUAUCGAAAUAUUAUGCAUUUCAUCCAGCUUACUAUCACAUGGAAGAAUCAAGUUCUAGAAUUCAUACCAGACAAAACACCAGAGUUCCCCCUGAAGAAGUUUGCCAAGGUGUCCGGAGACGGCUUCUUUGAGGAUGAAAACCUUCUGGUGUAUCCUAUCGUGGGCUUUCCUGACCAGGAUAUUUGUGACAUGUCUAAGAAAGGCAUAGAGGAGCACGUCAGCAAGUUCUCCCCAGUCAGCCGCAUCCUACAGCAGCGCCAGACCAUAGAGCUGGUUCCUCUCACCCAUGCCUUCUACUCCUACCAUGGGAAGGACUAUGACUACUAUGUAUAUGGAAGGGAAAACCAAGUUUACAUCCCAAAGUACCCCACAGCCUGUUCAAUAUUGUAGUGGGGCAUAUACUGAUAGAAGGACCCUCCUAGCUCUCCCUUUCCCUCCCCACCCCCCUCAAAUCAUCUCACACACUCAAGACUUCCUCAAACUGACUUAUUACAUUCAUUAUUGACUGUAUUAUUACAGUUACAUGUUUCUGUUCCAUUAUGGUCCAUGUCAUUGAGGCGUUUUCCUCAUUUCCUCCUAACUCUUAAGUUUAACGUCACAUCAAUACUUUCAUAUCAUACAUCAACAUUGAAGUGAUGUUCAGUUACUGUUCAUUUAUAUUUGAAAUGCACCACAUACCACAGCUGUUUGUAUGCAGACCUUCUGUAUUUCAGGAUUGCAGGAUUUUCAUAUAGCAUUUAAUCAUUGUGGAGAAGGGGAAACAUGACAGAUGCAACAGGUGUUUCAGCAAAAACGGCCACAAGCAUGAACUUGCUCAUCUACAUAGAUUCUGUCAUUUUACCGGUAUUUUUGAAUCUGUGAAUAGUAGCAGCUCAUUAAAAAUGUCAGAUAA
Molecule: messenger RNA, 1702 nt
Organism: Engraulis encrasicolus (European anchovy)
Lineage: Eukaryota; Metazoa; Chordata; Actinopteri; Clupeiformes; Engraulidae
Gene: ssuh2.1
Product: ssu-2 homolog, tandem duplicate 1
Exons: 12
Coding region: 85-1200 (371 amino acids)
Source: RefSeq, a predicted model, not a curated record